GAUAAGGUUAGGUUUCGCUAGCAGCUAUGACAAUAUAGAUUUGAAGGUAUAAUACAAUUAUACAAGUAAAUGAUUAACUUGUGAAGUGAUCAUUAUAUAAUAAUGUCCACGUGGUCUUUUCAUUUUACAUCGUUACUUUGUUCACAUAUAUGUACAAAAUGUUAAAUUUUUAAAGUAGAUAUUAUUCCUAAUUUUUUCAUGUUGAUUCAGCAAAUAUUUUAUGAUAGUUAACUAUCAUUAAAGCAAUGAUUUUUUAUUUAUUAAUCAAUUAAAACAUUUAAUUAAUAUAGUUUUUAAUUAUGCUUUAAAUUUGCUCGAUGUUCGUCUAAAAAUGUUAAUACAUUAAAAAAAAGCAUUCCAUUAACUGAAAAUGUUACAAGAAAGUAAAUCAACAUCAUCUAUGAGCACGAAAAACUUUUUUCUUACUUCAUUAAUCUCAGGUGCUCUCGCAGGAACCAUAUGCGAUUUCAUAUCAUUUCCUUUGGAUACGCUUAAAACACGAUUACAAAGCCAACAUGGUUUCUUAAAAUCUGGCGGUUUUAAACAAUUGUACAAAGGUUUGGGGCCCGUAAUGGUAGGAUCCGCACCCUCGGCUUCCUUAUUUUUUUUAACUUAUGAAAGUUUUAAAAUAGUAUUUGAACCUCAAAUAUCCGAACAAUAUCAUUCAAUUAUACAUAUGAUUGCCGCGUCAGUGGGAGAAAUGGUUGCAUGUCUUAUUCGAGUCCCAGUAGAAGUAGUGAAACAGAGAAGACAAGCAUUAUUAACUGAUCCGCAUAAAUUACCAUUGAGAACUUUAUAUCGUGGCUAUGGAAGUACUGUAAUACGAGAUUUACCAUUCGGUUUAAUUCAGAUGCCACUUUGGGAGUAUUUUAAGUUUCAUUGGAAAAAGCAUAUGAAACGUGAAUGCACGCCUCUAGAGGGUGCUCUUUGCGGAUCGCUAUCAGUUGCUAUAUCUGCAAGUAUAACAACACCUUUAGAUGUUGCAAAGACUAGAAUAAUGCUAUCGAAUAUGGCGAUAGGAAAAGAUGAAAUAAAAAUAUCUGUGAUGUUAAAAAAAGUUUAUUGCAAUUAUGGUUUUAGAGGACUUUUUGCAGGCUUUCUACCAAGAGUCGGUGGUUUUACAAUUAGCGGAUUCAUAUUUUUUGGUGUGUACGAAAAAGUUAGAGAAAUUUGCAUUUCAAAUUUACCACCAUAAUGUUACAAAAAAUAUGUUUAUAAAUACAAAUCACAGUUAAUAUCUAAUUAAAUAAUACUAUUACAUGAUUAAAAUAGAACAAGAAAUGACAGAAGAUUUCAAAAAAUUAAUAGAAAAGCAUAUUUAUGAUAAGAAUUUUGCCUUUGAAUUGAAGUAAUUAGAAUUUAGAAAUAAUAAUUUUCAUUCUACAAUAUAUUUAAAUAAAUAUGGACAUACAUAUUUGAAAAAACAAAUAA
Messenger RNA from Apis dorsata (giant honeybee), 1431 nucleotides. RefSeq names its product S-adenosylmethionine mitochondrial carrier protein. Bases 371 to 1195 code for a protein of 274 amino acids. Gene Ontology annotation, cellular component: mitochondrial inner membrane. The record is from RefSeq and is a predicted model, not a curated record. Gene Ontology annotation, molecular function: S-adenosyl-L-methionine transmembrane transporter activity. The transcript is spliced from 8 exons. NCBI's taxonomy places the organism in Eukaryota, Metazoa, Arthropoda, Insecta, Hymenoptera, Apidae.